Rhipicephalus microplus (southern cattle tick) is the source of this 6651-nucleotide messenger RNA. Its product is annotated as nucleolar transcription factor 1-A-like. Lineage: Eukaryota; Metazoa; Arthropoda; Arachnida; Ixodida; Ixodidae. The record is from RefSeq and is a predicted model, not a curated record.
CUUGUCAAGAGGAAGUUUUGUUUUCCCAAGCAGACGCCGCUUGCCAGCAGGAGGGCUUUGAGCGGGUGAAAUCGUGCUGCCGCUGGGUUGUCGAUUCACGUGUAUUUUUUCCCGCGGUGUUUUUGUGGGCGCCACGGGCCCGUGCCGGCCAGCGCGGACGCGCAGUCCGGUCCCUCCGGCGUGCUCGAGCGCUGCACCGUGACCCCGAUUUGCGUUCGCCGAGAAAAUGGCGAUGGCGGCGGCGCAGGCGACGGCAACGACGAUCAACCCUCCCCGGCGCAAGAGCGGCCCGAAGCGUCCUGCAGCCACGACAGCCCCCGAAGACUCGGACAGCGACGAAGCCACGGCACCGAAGCGAACCAAGAACGGAGAUGGCGGGGCCCCAGAACACAGCGAUGUGGCAUCCCUGACCUGGAGUGUGGACGAGUUGGGGCAGCUGGUUAGUAACCUGGCCCAGUGUCUGCCCGCCAAUGACCUGGUCAAGUAUACCACCAUGGUUGAGAAGGUCGAUUGGGAGAAGGUGCGCUUUGGCUCCUACACAGCUGCACAGUGCAAGGAGAAGUGGGCGCAGUUGAUGCAGAAGCUUCGGCGUUACCGCACGCUAACAGACCUGGUGGGUGAUGCGAGGGAGUGGCUGAAGCGCCCCUGGCUGCCGGGCAAUGGUACGGCGCGCCGUCAGAGGCACCCUGGCCUGCCCAAGAAACCGCUGACACCUUAUUUCCGAUUCUUCCUGGAAAAACGCGAGAAGUACUCCCGCGAAAACCCGGAGCUGUCCAUGACGGAGUUGGCCAAGCUCAUCUCCAAUAAGUUCCAGGAGCUUCCCGAGAAGAAGAAGCAAAAAUACAAAGAGAGCUUCGAACGAGACAACGACAUUUACAAGGUGGAGCUGAAGAAAUUCAAGAAAGAGAAUCCGGAUGUAUUUCCGGAGCCAGCCGGUAAGCAGCCCCCACCUGGUGCUCCCGCUGUACCACCUUGUGCGCCCGAGAAGCCGCAGACGCCCAUCCAGCUGUUCACUCUCGACCGCCUCAAGAAGCCAGAGUUUGCCAAGCUGGACAAGAAAGAGGCACAUGAGGAGAUCCGCAAGCAGUGGGCAGAGCUGUCUGACGGCAAACGCAUCAAGUGGAUUCGCCGGGCUCUCCAAGACCAGCACCGAUACGAGCUGGAGGUCGCCGAGUACAGCCAGGCAUAUCCUGGCUUCAAAGCAGCCGUAGUGAAGCCGAUAUUGAGCAAGGCCGAGCAGGAGUUCAAGGACAAGUGCGACGGAAAGCCUGAGCGUCCUCCCAACUCCGGCUACAGCCUGUUCUCUCGCAUCAUGCUGCGGCAGCUGAAGAAUGUACCGGCCAAGGAGAAGAUGGCGGAGAUCUCGCAGUUGUGGAAGAACCUCAGCCAGACAGAGCGAGACUCGUACAACAAGCAGGCCACCAAGGCUAAUGCCAAGUACAAGGAGAAGUACGCUGCCUACCUUAGCAACCUUCCCGAGGAGGAGCGACAGAAGGUCGAGGCUGAGUCGGGGACGCACAAGUCGGCCGCGUCUGCCGGUGGGGGCGCAGCUGCCAAAGCAAACUCCAAGGGCGGCUGCGUGACUGUGUCCGGCAAGGGCAACCGUCUUGCACCCGGCGACGAGAACCAACCACCAGCAGGGGAGCGGCCCAAGCCCAAGAAGCCCCUGUCGGCCAUGUUCUUCUUUCAACAGGAGAAGCUGGCCGCCAUGAAGGAGCGCUGUCCACAGAUGUCCCACCAGGAGGUGAUGCGCGCGCUUGCGCGAGAGUUCUCCGAGCUGCCUGAGCGCAAGAAGGACAAAUACAAGAAGAUGGCCACAGAAGCAAAGGAGAAGGCUAUUGAAGAAACGAAUGGCCACAAAGUCAAAGAGGAGAAGGUGCAUCAGGUUUCUGCUGCGCCUAAUCUCAACAGGAGGAACCGCCUCUUCAAGGGAGAACCAAAAAAGCCCCCUCAGAGCGGCUACGGGGUAUUUUCAACGGAAAUGCUCAGCCAACUUGUCGACGUAGACCCCAAGAACCGCAUGGCCGAGAUCGCCAAGCGCUGGAAUGCUAUGCCGGAAUCUGACAAGGAGCGCUACAAGCGGGCCGUCCAGGACUUGCAGUGCCAGUACAACAAAGAACUGGCAUGGUUCCUUGAGGGUUUGAGUGCGGAGGAUCGGCAGGAAUACGAGGCACGACGAGCCAGGAUGAAGGCCAAGCGCAAAGGUGGAGCAAUCAAGGCAGCUGCCACUCGCAAGGAGAAGCGGCGCAAAGCUGCCGCCGCCGCUGAUGACGCCAAAGUCAAGGAAGAGGACGCAUCAUCGGAUGAGAGCAGCUCGGAUGAGUCCUCCGAUGAAGACGAAGAUGACGACGAGGAGGAAGAGGAAGAAGAGGGGACCGAGGAGAAGGCCAAGUCCGACGACGAAGACUCAGAUUCGAGCUCGGACGAGGAGGAAGAAGAGGAAGAGUCUGAAUCGGGCUCCUCGGACUCCUCCAGCAGCGACGAGUCGGACGAGCCGACUGCCCCGACGUUGCCAGCAGCGGUUCCAAAGCAGCAAGUCCCCCCCUCCAAAAAGCUGCAGACACCUGUCGUCAAGAAGGAAGAAGCACCGAGUUUGGCUGCGACACCGGCAGCGACGAAGGCUGAGCCCAACGCGAACCACGAAGAAGACGACGAUGACGACGACAGUAGCGAGAGUGAUAGUGACAGCAGCUCGGACAGCAGCGACGAUGACGAUGACUCCGAGUCGGAGUCCGACAGCAAGGACUGAGUUCACCACAGCUCACAGUCGUAGUGAAUGAGACAAACUUGCCGUGUGGUGCCGUGAAACGAAACAGUUAGGCGAGGGAGUGCGAAACAACGCUGUUGACCGGCAGACGUUUUCGCGCAGUGUUGCCGUCUCGUCCGUCUCACUCGUGCUGUGGACAGUUGUUAGCCAUGCAGAUGCGAAACGCCAGUGCUGCUGGAGUGCCGGCACAUCUCCACGCUCCAUCUAAAAAGUGCCUGCGAGACUAUCUGUAGUGACGUUGCAGUGGACGCUACAACUGUGGUGUGUUGGUUUGACUCGUGUCGUCGGCCUCCUGUUGCUAUCGGCAAAGAAAAAAAAAACGCAUGUACUGGGGAAAACGCCAGUGCUGUGUCAUAGGCUCGGCAGAAAAGCUUGCUUCGCAUGUCUCGCAGAGAAAUACUAUGGAGAGAUACCAUCGUACGUGCGGUGCUGGCAUGCCUUCGGCAAUUCGAAGCACAGUGUUCCCAGAGUGGCCAUUUUCUUAAGGAAAUGAAACAGUGAUGAAAAUUAGCCCUGUGACAACGAUAUAACUGACCAGCGCAUGUACUUGUACUGUCACACUGAGUGCAUGCUCUUGAAACAUUUUCUCGGAAAGAUUCUGAGCUGCUAAAACUAUUCUUGCCCACACAUGAGGUAAGUUGCAAAUGUUACGGUGCGCUGUUCGUCUACUGGAAUGUUGCUAGCCGUUGUCACUUGCUAAUUUUCUGCACUUUUUCGUGACCACUCAAAGCCAGUUCUCAUACCCUUCACUCUGUAUUUUGUGCCUUUUACUCUCCCUGCAUACAUCUUAUGGACAUGUUUUACACAGUACACGCGUCUAACCCGUGAACGAUAAGCAGUGGGCCACUGUGUAUGUAUUCUGUUCAGACCAGUAAAGACUAAAUAAUUUUUUUUUAGAUUUACCCAUUUCCUUGAAAAUACUGAAAUGAGCUGUACUCGUUGUCAGCCGACUGAAAAGCCCUUGCUAUCAUUGCAGAAAUCUCUAUCUGUUCUCUUAAUUGUUUUUUUUUUUUUUAAUUCCAUUUACUUCCAUGUAGUCUCUCGCAGCUAAAACCACUCAGUAGCGGCUUCACGAACUCAAAGCGUAUGAUUAUGCAUCGGUUGUCCUAGGCGUAUACCUCGCAACAUGAAGACUUUACAAUUCAGCGUACUGUCAAUAGCAGCUGCUAUUCUAGAUAGAGUAUUUCAGCUUUAGUUCCCGUUUCUGAGUGACAUUGUUUCUUUUUUUUGUGCUGUACACUCAUCAAUCUUAUUUAUUGGGCCACUGGCUGUCGUGCAGUGCCCUUCGGCUUCAACAACUUCAACACUGAAUACUCACUGCAGAUAAAUUUCGCAGAAAUGAUGUCACUUUUUUCCUUGUGCUGACAUUGGCUGCUUACUGCAACCGCUCAUAUGUGCUCUAGCGGAAUUUAUUGGCUUUAGGUCAGUGUCAUCGACCUUGCCUGCCAAGCAGUCUUGGUCUCUGUUAUGCUCACAGUAGGUUCAUCCAUAUACAAAGCAAGCAAAAGCAUUUGCUUUUGAUUUUAGCUCUGAAAUCGCACUUGCAUCACAAAGCAAGAUCGUGUAAUUAGCAUUUGUUUUGAAGACACCAGCAUGUCAUCUAAUGUGAUACCAACUUCUCGAGUGGUGUGUGUAAAUUGUUGGGUUGCUUCCAAGGCAGUUACGAAUGCGGCUGCGCGUGUGAUGAGAAGCAAGUCUUUUUUUCACUGCAGAUACAGUGCCAUGAUACUUACAAAACAUUUAUUUGUAUAUUUAAUGACAUUUGAUAUUCAGUGCAGGCAAGUACUUUAAGGCUACUAAGAAGAGUGCCAGUUCUCCUUGCAUUUUUGUGUGAGGGUUUUCAUUGUUUUUAAGGGGUCUGAUUGUAUAGCAUAUAAAUUGCCCCUGUUGUGCUGAAAGAACUACAUCAUGGCAUUUAAUUCAUAGAUUUAUUGAUUAUGAGUGCAAAGUGACGGUUUGUAUUAUCAAUCGCUAACUUUGUAAUACUGAUGAAAGUGAGAUCCCUAAAUAUUUUGUUUCUACUAGCAGAGUUGUGAGCUUGUGUACACAUAAUAUGCCCAAGCUGCACUGCGAGGAUAAAUUCAAAUGUAUGUUUUUUUUUUCAUUAAGCGAAAAAUAGCAUUUCAGCAGUUUUAAAAAAAAUGCCAUUUAUAACUAGAUGGUUCUGGUGCAUUAGGAAGUAGUUCAUAGCCGUGUUACGAGUUUACACCGCAAAGACUAACAGCGGUUUAAUUUUUUUCCCUUUUGUAAACUGUUCCCUUUUGUCCCGUGGGCAAUUGUGCGAACAAUGUGUAUGGCUUCCUUCCAAAGACUCGUAAUAAUAUUCAAACUGUCUCGGUGAGAAGACACAGAACUUUGCUCAAAAGUUCACGACAGGGUGGCCAGAGUCUAGUACUUAUUCAAAAUUUGUGGUGGCCUACUGGACAAAGUGUUGCAGAAGUGUUCAAAGCAACAUAAUUUAAGGAUAUGAAUUGAUAAGGAAACAAGGCAUGAACCUCUUUUUCGGCUGAAUCGCUGCUACAUGCACACGAGUGCUUUUGUCAAAGACAAGGCGCUCUGUGGUGCAUUUUGUUCAACACCAUGGCUAGAUGCAGUAGUUGACUGUUUCGUCCCCAAGUUAUCCAGAUAUGCGUAGCUUAAUAUCACAGUAUGCAGUCUCACACGAAAAUAUGUGGUGAGAGGAACGGUAGUGUUGUAAGUUGCCUGGAGUGCAAGCCGGUUUUGUUGUACGUUAAAUUUCUAUGGCAGGCAUGCGUUCUUUAAACAUUGUGCUUUCUUCUCUCUCGGUCAGAAAUUUUCAUUCUGCGGUGCGGCAUUUCUGCGGAAGCUUACAGUCGGUGUCAAAAUGUUCACGGAGCACAGGAUACAUAAAUGUCUAUCAUGCAUAGAAGCAUGUAUUGAACAAUGGUCUGAAUUUGAGCAAAUUUAUGAGGUAACAUCUGCAGGUAUUUAACUCUAGACUUGGGACUGCCGGAAAGAGAACAUGUAAGUAGAGCGACGUCAAUGUUUUCGUUGGUCUAGUGUUUUGAGCUUUACACCUAAAGGUGCCAAGAUAUUGCUGGCACACUUGAAGCAAGCUGAAAAACCAGGCUGCAGAAACAAGACUUCUCGUGUAUCUUGCUGCCUGUAAACUUCCCGUGCCAACAGUAUAUUGCGGAUAAAGCAGUUAUGCAUCCAAGCACGAUAUUAAAGUGCACCACAACGUUGCUGACUUCACACUAAGUGCUCAUUCAGUGGAGCUGCGGUUCAGCCCAUUAGGAUCUUCAUGCCAGGCCCACAUGGCAACACACGGGACAUUGCUGUUGCAGAUUUGUUGAAAAUUUUUCACUUGUCCAAAAAUGAAAGGCGAGCUGCACAGCUUUUGCGAGAAUUGUGGCCUUUCCUUGUUACUAAGGUAAGCUGGCAUACCUCCAGAUCGGUGCACAGGAACACUGUAUGUUCUAAGCAGAGGCUUGUAGGUUCCUUAUAAUACUAUACAGGCCACCUAGUGCAGAGACAACUUGUGUGCCUUUCCUUGUGCCCUAGAGAAACAACUGAUGCUAUACAAUGUGCCAUCUCUGUAUGAGGUGUAUGCUUGCAUGUAUGCGUGUGCCAUGUAACUGUAUAAUUGUGCAUAUCUCUCUGCUCCCAGUUUCUUAUUAGGCUUAAGCACUGUAGCCCUUACCGGCAGCACCACCAGCCCUUGUGGUGUGCUGCCGAGUUUUAUUGUUUCGUUUCGUUCUUCCUUGAGAGUUUGUACAGAAGUACAACUUGUGUGUUGUGUAGGCACCUGUAACACAAACUGCCACCGCCAUUAUUCCAUCGUCACCAACUAGUCUGUUUUCUGCCUUAACAGGGACGCAGAAGGGUGUUUUUUUUUAAAUAAAUAAAAGUGUCUCAACACA